Molecule: messenger RNA, 3992 nt
Organism: Prinia subflava (tawny-flanked prinia)
Lineage: Eukaryota; Metazoa; Chordata; Aves; Passeriformes; Cisticolidae
Product: protocadherin beta-15-like
Exons: 1
Coding region: 586-3027 (813 amino acids)
Biological process (GO): homophilic cell-cell adhesion
Cellular component (GO): plasma membrane
Molecular function (GO): calcium ion binding
Source: RefSeq, a predicted model, not a curated record
UCCUGCCGAGCAGUGCGGCUUAGUCGUUCCGAGCUGAGUCUCCGCUUGAGGCAUCCCUGGAAAUCGCCGCGUUCCGUUCCUGCCCGCGGCUGUCCGGAAAGCUUUGGAAUCGCGGGCCGGGGCGAGCGGCAGCGUGGGCUGCGGGCGGCGGCGGGCGCAGUCCCAGCGCGCACCGCUGGGUGGUGCCCUCGGCCAAGGCGGCGCCGAGCGGCUGCGGCAGCGGAGGCGGCCGAGCCCGGAGCAGCGCAGAGCAGCUGAGAUUAGAGCAGCGCAGAGCAGCUGAGAUUAGACCAGACCAGAGCAGCCGGGUUAGACCGAGCGCAGCCCAGAGCAGAGCAGAGCAGCCGGUCGCAACCCGAACGAGCUUAGAUCAGCCCAGCUCAGCCGGGCGGAGGUGGCAGCGGCAGCGGUGGCGAGCGCUGCCCUGUGUCCCCCGCUGCCGGGACACCCCGGCUGCUUUAGGCGCCGCCGCCGGAACUAGCGACAGAGAGGAAAAGCGGUCGCAUCGCACUCGGCCGCUUUCCGCGGGGAAUCGCCCGAGACAGCCGCGACACCGACACCGGCCGCCGCCGCCGCCGCCGCGCCAUGGCGAUCGCAAGGCAAGUGCUCUGUGUCUGUGCUUUGCUGUCGCUGCCGCACGCUCGCGCCGAGCCCAUCCGCUACUCCGUGGCCGAGGAGGCGGAGAGCGGCUCCCUUGUAGGCAAGCUGGCGGAGGACGCGGGGCUGACGCCGGCGCAGCUCUCGGCUCGUCGCGCCCGCCUGGUGUGGGAGGACGGGCGGCAGCAUUUUCGCUUAGAGCGCGCCUCCGGCCGCCUCGUCGUGGCGGCCAGGCUGGACCGGGAGGAGCUGUGCGCCCAGGCCGCCACCUGCAUGCUCCCCUUCGAGCUGCUGCUCUCCAACCCCCUGCAGUUCUUUCGGGUCGAGGUGGCUCUGGAGGAUAUCAAUGACCACUCUCCCGUCUUCCCCGAGGAAAAAGUCAGUUUUGACAUCCUGGAAACGGCCGACCCGGGCUCUCGUUUCCCCCUGGAGGUGGCUCGCGACCUAGAUAUUGGUAGCAACAGCAUACAGACUUACAGCAUUUCUCCCGAAAACGAGUUUUUCCGUGUUUCCUACGGAAGCCGGAGUAAUGGUGACAAAUAUGUUGAACUUGUUUUAGAAAAGGCUCUAGACAGAGAGGAGCAGGCAGAGAUGGAUUUCAGUGUCAUUGCUGAAGAUGGAGGCUCUCCUCCCAGAAGUGGGACAAUUGAGAUCUCUGUUGUCAUUCUAGAUGUAAAUGACAAUGCUCCUGUCUUCACACAAGAGGGUUUUAUUGGAAAGGUUUUGGAGAACGUGCCAGAAGGUUCUGUGGUUCUGACUGUGCUGGCAACUGAUCCAGAUGCAGGAGUGAAUGGGGACAUUUCCUAUCAACUCAGCCAAGCAGUGGGACAGAGUGACGCAGCAUUUGUGAUUGAUCCCACAACUGGUGAAAUUAAACUCACAAAACCUCUGGACUUCGAGGCAGCACAGACUCAUGAGUUCAGUGUGAGGGCCAGAGAUGGGGGAGGUCUCUCAGCAAUCUGCAAAGUGUUGGUGGAGGUGGUGGAUGUGAAUGACAAUGCCCCAGAGCUGGUGGUCAGUUCCUUCAGCAGUCCCCUCCCCGAGAACACAGCGCCGGGCACAGUGGUGGCCCUGUUUUCCGUCAGGGACCGGGAUUCUGGUGCAAACGGCAAGAUCUCCUGUGCCCUGGAGGAUCAGCUCUUCUUCUCCCUGCGGCCGGCCUAUAAGAAUUACUAUGAGCUGGUGACAGUGAGCGCGCUGGACCGCGAGGAGACGGCUCAGCACGUGCUGAGGGUCACAGCAGCAGAUGCGGGCUCGCCUGCUCUCACAAGCACGCACACCUUCAGCGUGGACAUCUCGGAUGUCAACGACAACGCGCCCGUCUUCAACCAGACCUCGUACACCAUGUAUGUGCGUGAGAACAAUGUCCCCACAGCGUUUGUGGGAGCCGUCAGCGCCGCCGAUGCGGACGAGGGGCUCAAUGCCAAGGUGACCUAUUCCCUGGCGCCAGCGCAAGCGGCAGAGCGGCCCUGGUGCUCCUGCAUCUCGGUGGACUCGGAGAAGGGACACGUGUUUGUGCUGCGGCCCCUGGACUACGAGCGCUUGAGGCAGGCCGAGGUGACGGUCAGUGCCUCUGACGCGGGCUCUCCUCCCCUCAGAGCCAACGUCACCGUCCGCCUGCUGGUGCUGGACCAGAAUGACAAUGCGCCGCUCGUGCUGUACCCAGGCCAGGACGGCAGCCCGGCGCCCGCCGAGCUGGUGCCCGUGUCGGCCGAGGCGGGCUACCUCAUCACCAAAGUGGUGGCCGUCGAUGCCGACUCGGGACAGAACUCGUGGCUCUCCUACCACCUGCUGAGGGCCACCGAGCCCGGGCUCUUCAGCGUGGCUCUGCAAAGCGGGGAGGUGCGUCUCAGGAGGCCCGUGACAGACAGAGACAGCGUGAAGCAGAAGCUCGUUGUCCUGGUCAGAGACAACGGCCAGCCCCCGCUCUCAGCCACCGCAGCUCUCAGCGCCCUCCUGCUCAAGGACUUCUCUGACGUGCGCCUCCCGCACAGCAGCGCCGCCACAGAGGAUCAGGACGGCUCCCUCACCACCUAUUUAAUCAUUUCCUUGGUCUUUGUCUCGCUCCUCUUCCUCGUCUCCAUCGCACUCUUUGUGGCUCGCAAGGUGUGCAAGAGAAAGGAGCUGGAGGCUGGCCCUGUGCUUUAUGGUGCCGACAACUUGCAGAGCGGCCUGGCCGAUGCAGCCGCUGCAGGGAGCCUGCCCCGCGCCUAUUGCUACGAGAUCAGCCUCACCACGGGCUCGGGCAACAGCGAGUUCAGAUUCCUCAAGCCCAUCGUCCCCAGCCUGCCCCCACAGCACUGUGCCACGGGCCAGGGCCCUGAUGAGGAGCAGGAUUUCCCCUGUGUCCCUGUCAGCACCGAGGACAUGGCCCCAGACAAUCGUGGCACUCUCUCUGCAGGACAGUUCAAUGCUCUUUCCUUCAACUAGCUGGGGUGUGCACAGACAGAGGCUUCAUGGCUCCUGGUAGAAAGAGAUCUGGACUGUAACCUCUGACAAUGGUUCCUCCAGAAAAAAACUGGUUUUGCAAUUUGGAUAACCAUUUUCUCUCUCAGUCUAAGUCAGAAUAAAAGAAUUCACCUUCUCCAAAGACAGAAAGAAAUAAAAAGCAAUCAGUCUCUCCCUCCAGCAGUAAUACAGUUGGGCUCUGUUAUUGUUAUUUCUGAAUUGCUUUAAGAAGAGAGCAUAGAAGAAGAAUUGCUUUAAGAAGAGAGAGCUCCAGCUAUUCUCCUUGUCAGAGUCCAGGACAUCCCUCUGGCCACCUUGGAGGCUUUGGAGACCUGACAGGAGAUCUGGGAUCUGUCAAAGGGGCUCAGCCGGCCUCACAUAGAGCCCAGGAGGACACUGCUUCUGAUCCCUGUCCAUGGGAGUCAAUGCACGCAUUGUUUGAAGAAUCACAAGCUGAGAGAAUUCAAAAUAAUUAGUAGCUAGUUUAUCACAGAGUGUAAAUGUAGAAUCUAAAAUAUUUAGUAUAUGGGCUUGAAGAGACAAGAUGGAGGAAUUGGGGAGUGGUUCUGUCCUCCUUGUUCUUGUUCUUUUCCCCCAUUUUCUGCUGAGUUGUAUCACAAGGAUUGGUUUAGAGUAGAAAUGACAUGUUAGCAUAGGUAGUGAACACUGGUAAGAUAUUGUAAAUAAAAAGUUCAUUGUGGAUGGUGGUUGGACCAGGGAAAUGGUACAAAAGAUCGGGGACCCUCUGAUCUGCCCCUGUCUGCCGCAUGUCCUGCUGUGCUGGUGAUGCCCUGCAGAGCUGAGAAAGAACUGAGAGAUAAUGAAGAAUAAACAACCUUGGAAACACGCACUGGCAGACUCUGUUUGUCUUCUCUGACUCUGGCGUUGAACCUUUCGGGCAAGAAAAGCUCAAAAACCUUAUUAACUAAGGGAACAGCAACCCCGAG